CCCAGCGCGGCCACUUGAUCCGCCCGCUCGCCGGCUGCGGAGCUUCGCUGCCGGCCUGAACCCGGGACGCUGCCUGGGGAAAGCUGGGCGAAGGGACUGGGCGAUGGCUCCGCGAAGGGUCUGGGGGUCGGCCGUCCUCGCCGCCUGCGUCUUUGUAGGAGGCGCUUUGGGUUCGCCUCUGGCCGCCUCGGACAAUGGUGGCAGCCACAUGUUACACUCCAGGACAGAGACGACCCCGUCACCCGCGAACAACACUGGGAAUGGGCACCCAGAGUACAUCGCGUAUGCGCUUGUCCCUGUGUUCUUCAUCAUGGGUCUCUUUGGUGUCCUCAUCUGCCACCUGCUUAAGAAGAAAGGCUAUCGUUGUACCACAGAGGCUGAGCAGGACAUCGAGCAGGAAAAGGCUGAAAAGAUAGAACUGAAUGACAGCGUGAAUGAAAAUAGUGACACUGUUGGGCAGAUUGUCCACUACAUCAUGAAAAAUGAAGCAAAUGUGGAUGUGUUAAAGGCAAUGGUAGCAGACAACAGCCUGGUCGAUGCUGAAAGCCCCCUGACUCCUAGCACCCCUGGCAGCCCUCCUGUGAGUCCCGGGCCCUUGUCACCAGGAGCCACCCCAGGGAAGCACGUCUGUGGCCACCAUCUGCACACUGUGGGCGGAGCUGUCGAGCGAGAUGUCUGUCAGCGGUGCAGACACAAGCGAUGGCACUUCAUAAAACCCACCAGCAAGUCCAGAGAGGCCCGACCACGACGCCAAGGGGAGGUCACUGUCCUCUCCGUGGGCAGAUUUAGAGUCACGAAAGUGGAACACAGGCCAAACCAGAAGGAUCGGAGAAGUUUGAUGUCUGUUGGUGGGACUGAAAGUGUCAACGGGGAAGUGCCUGUGACUCCAGUGAAGAGAGAUCGAAGCGGCACCGAGUAGCAGUGGGGACCUUAUUUGAAGAGUAAGAGACUGAGAACUUACAAGACAUGAAGUUGCCUAAGGAAUAUUUUUAUAUAUUUUAUAGUUCCUUUCGUGAUGCCAGCGAGCAUGCGGAUACAACCUAAAAGGGAAUGUUGCUGCACUGGAUACGGAACUGUUUGCUUUGAAAAAAGUUUUAGUUUUAAAAAGUUGUGUGAAAAGUUUAUUACAUUUCUAGAAAAGGAAAGAAUUCAUUUUUUAUCUCAUCAACCACCCCCAGUCCUCCCUUCCCAGGUGUCCAUGCCGAUCUUGGUGUCCACCCUGGGGUUCUCCCCCUCAAGACCACUCUGUAAUGUAAGUGGAACUGUUUGUGUACAGCCAGAGCUUAUGCUGUAUGUGUGUGUGUGUGUAUGCAUGUGCGUGCGUGUACACAUUGCCUUUACCCCAGGUGUUAUAUCCCAUUUUUAUAUUUAUGCUAAGGUGAUCUUCACGUGUAGUUUGGCUGUUACACAAGGCAAAUCUUUGUGGCAAAAGUCCCUGAAAGUUAUUUAAUCUAGCACUGAGAAGUUGACUCCUCAAAGAUCAUAGAGUCAGAUGGGGCCAGAGGCUAGCCUUCGGUCCCUCGAGCAAGAGCUCGGUGUUCCCUCCUGCUGCCACCAUGCCGCUCCUCGGGGAUUUACACAAUAUUGAGGGACUUUUCUGGUUUGAUUUUUGUUUCAACUUGAGCUAAUCAAUUGUUUUUCUUCUCCAUGGAAAAAAGGGGUAAAAUAGCCUCAAUUCACUAAAAAAAUAUGACAAACUAAGCUAAAAACAAAACAACCUUACUUACAUCUCAUGCCACACGCCUGUGCGACCUCUGCGUGUUUUCUUCGUGCUGUUUCUUUCUUCUUCUAACUGAUGCUUGGUAUUUAAGACAGUAGCUUCUUUCCAUGCAGGCCUGGAAAUACUCGUUCUCUGUCUCUUGUGUGUCUCUGUCUCUCUCUGUGUUUCUGUCUCUCUUGUGUCUGUCUCUGUCUCUCUGUGUCUUGUCUGUCUGUCUGUCU
This is a messenger RNA of Octodon degus (degu), 1941 nucleotides long. It is a transcript of the gene Rell1, whose product is annotated as RELT like 1. NCBI's taxonomy places the organism in Eukaryota, Metazoa, Chordata, Mammalia, Rodentia, Octodontidae. Gene Ontology annotation, biological process: positive regulation of p38MAPK cascade. The record is from RefSeq and is a predicted model, not a curated record. The coding region runs from base 104 to 919 and encodes 271 amino acids. Gene Ontology annotation, cellular component: plasma membrane. The transcript is spliced from 7 exons.